AUGCAAUUGGAUUGGACUGACGAGCAACAGCCUCAAAUGUUCACAACCGCCGCCCAACUCCUCGAUCUUACCGACAAAAAGCUGAUGGUAGUUCUACGUGAUGGCCGAAAGCUCAUUGGGGUCUUGAGGAGUUGGGACCAGUUCGGCAACCUCGUGCUUCAAGACACCAUUGAGCGAUUGUUCGUGCACGACUUAUACGCCGACAUAGAACGCGGGCUUUUUCUCGUGCGGGGAGAAAACGUCCUCAUCCUGGGUGAAAUUGACCUCGACAAGGACGAUUACAUCCCAGAACCAUAUCAGCUGGCACCAGCCGAGAAAGUCUUUGAGCUGAAGAAGCAGCAAGACCAGGAGAGGAAGAAGACAGACAAAUCAAAGUUUAAGAAACUCGCAGAACUAGGCUUCGAGGGAGAGCAUGCUGGGGAGGUAUUGUUUUGA
Messenger RNA from Pseudocercospora fijiensis CIRAD86, 435 nucleotides. RefSeq lists its product as uncharacterized. Gene Ontology annotation, cellular component: P-body; Lsm1-7-Pat1 complex. The record is from RefSeq and is a predicted model, not a curated record. The transcript is spliced from 4 exons. Gene Ontology annotation, molecular function: RNA cap binding. Bases 1 to 435 code for a protein of 144 amino acids. Gene Ontology annotation, biological process: deadenylation-dependent decapping of nuclear-transcribed mRNA. NCBI's taxonomy places the organism in Eukaryota, Fungi, Ascomycota, Dothideomycetes, Mycosphaerellales, Mycosphaerellaceae.